Molecule: messenger RNA, 9162 nt
Organism: Nicrophorus vespilloides
Lineage: Eukaryota; Metazoa; Arthropoda; Insecta; Coleoptera; Silphidae
Product: filamin-B-like
Exons: 26
Coding region: 393-9008 (2871 amino acids)
Biological process (GO): actin cytoskeleton organization
Molecular function (GO): actin filament binding
Source: RefSeq, a predicted model, not a curated record
ACUGUUGCACAGCUCCGACCGUGCGGACCUAUUCCAAUAGGAAACCAAGAAGAUUGCGCGCUAAUUAAUGAACACAUGUCAUCUAGAAUGCGUGAAACGAGCAAAACAAGUCGCUUUUAACUGUAGCAAAAAAUAUAUAAAGUACGGAUUACUAAGGACAAACAGUGUAUCUGUGAGUGCUGGUGUUAUUUCGAAGUGCAACUGUUAAUUCUCAACAAUAAACAAGUGUUUCGUUUAUAAAAUAUAUCGCUUGCAAAUUUUCAACUUUGGUGGCGAAUUGUGUCCUUAGAUGCGGAUUGGCGGCCAACGGUGUCCAUGCAUUUGUCAUGCACAGUUCUAAGUAAAUAGUUGGUGUUACGUGUAUUUCAAAUUAAAAACAGUGCUAACCAUAAAUGGAAGGUAAAAUAUCACACAGUGGGCUCUUGGCUCGAAGUCCAGAAGGACAUGCAGCACGUGGUAUGCAAAUUAAAGGAAAUGAAGAUGUGUGGGUUGAAAUACAAGCAAAUACAUUCCGGAAUUGGGUGAACGAGAAUCUUCCAUCCAAUUUGCGUGUGGCUGAUCUUUGCCAAGAUUUAUGCAGUGGCGUUCGUCUCUGUACCUUAGUGGAAAAGCUGCAAGGGCAUCCAAUUAAGCCGUCCUGGAAUAAAAGACCUAUGAAUCAGCAUCACUACCUGGAGAAUGUUGCAUGCGCCUUAAAUGCCAUCGAACAAGAUGGAGUCAAAUUGGUUAACAUUGGUAACGUCGAUAUAGUGAAUGGAAACCUGAAACUGAUUUUGGGUUUAAUAUGGUCGUUGAUUGUGCGUUAUCAAAUUGGCAGAUCCAAAUUCCCGCCGAGGAAGUUGAUGUUGGCUUGGCUGCAAGCCGUGCUUCCAGAAUGUAAAGUCAACAAUUUGACAACGGAUUGGAACUCCGGUAUUCUUUUGUCAGCCCUUGUCGACUACUGUAGACCAGGAUUGUUCCCGCAUUGGAGAAAAUUAGAUAAACACGACGGCAUUGACAAUUGCCGAAGGGCAAUGAGUAUCGCUAAUAAGGAACUCGGAAUACCGGCUGUCUUGGAACCAGAAUAUUUGGCGUCUCCUUGGCUCGACGAAUUAUCUGGAAUGACUUACCUUUCGUACUUCAUGAAACCAGGUUCGCCCGGAUUCCAUGCGACGCUCAGAUGGGUCAACUCUAGAUUGGAACGACCCGUCGAGAAUUUUACAUCCGCUUGGAACGAUGGACGUGUAAUUAGCGAGGUAAUUAGAUCUUUGGGAGGAUCUUCGGCAGCUCCAGAGAAACUCCGCACGGAGCCAUCGCAUUGGGAAUCGAAUUUGACUCAAGCAGUCGAGGCGGGAAAACGAUUAGGUGUACAUCCUAUAUUGUCUGCUAGAGAUAUGGCCGAUAUAAAUGUUGAACAUCUGGGGGUGAUGGCUUAUGCAGCUAACUUUCAAUGGAUUCCGGAAAGACCUCCAAUUCACGACCUUAUCAAUGUUAAAUUGGAAUCAACGUCCGGACGCGUCGGAGAAUCCACGCAAUAUCAAGUCACUUUAAUGGAUUCAUCCUUAGCAUAUGACAGAUUAUCAGUUGAAAUUAGAGGUCCUGAUAAUAAAGUGUAUCCUCAGCGUUCUUUGAAGCAUGGACGAGGUUCUUUUGUGCCACAGAAAAUGGGAAUGCACGAGAUAUUAGUCUACUACGAAGGACAAGAGGUAUCCUCUAAGCAUUAUUUCAGGGCUCUACCGCCGCUCGUUGAAGUCUUACCUCCAGAUAUGGCUCCAUGCGCUCUUGGUUCUUUAGUCCAAGUGUUAGUAAAUGCUACAGGUGCUCCUAAACGAGAGGACAUUUUAGUAACAGCCUACAGCCCAAUGGGGCGACCUUUGGCAUGCCCUUUAACUAUUGUUGAUGGUACAAAUAGUGCUACUUUUAAGCCAGACGAAGCUGGUGAAUGGAGAAUUGAAAUUACGUAUCAGGGAAAACAAAUCCAAGGUGGUCCAUUUACAUGCGCAGUUUUCGAUCCCAACGGUGUUGUGGUGUCUGGUUUAGAAGGUGCGUUGCCGAUGGUGCCUCACGCUAUUGACCUAGAUUGUCGCGAUGUUUGCGUACCAGGAGAAGUCUACGCAGAUGUGGUGCACGAUAAAAAGUCGUUGCAUACUAGAAUGGAGAAGGUGGAUGCUGACGGCUAUUUGCAUCGCGUACAUUUUACGCCAGUUCUUCCUGGAAAGCAUAGGGUAUACGUCUACUUCAAUGGAUACGAUGUUAAAGGCUCUCCUUUUAUGAUGAGAGUCGGCACUCAACGUAGAUCCAAGACAAGUUCUAGUCCGACGUACAGGCAAAGUCCUAUUUCGCGUAAUCUGUCUGCUAGUCCCAUAACUACAGUUCAAGCAGCAAACUUGAACAGUUCCAUAACAAAUAAAAAUUACCGUCAAAACGCUAGUCCCAGUUUCGCAACGGAGACACAUAAAUUGUCUCAAGAUUACCAUAGGUUAUCCGAGAGGCGUUUAUCAGCUAGUUCUCCUGUAGACAACAGUCCUCACUACAUCCCAAGAGCCAGCAGUCCUUCUCUAGCUCCGCGCACACAGAGCCCAACAUUCCGACCAACAAGUCCUUACUUCAGACCACUAAGUCCUCGUCCACAAAGUCCGAGCUACAUAACAAGCAAAAAGUUAAAUACCAGGACUGAUAGCCCAAAUUCGAGUUUUGUUCGGAAGGAGCAGGAGUACUCGCACAAAUCAAGAUACGAAACAUCCAGUCCGAGUUUGUACGCAAAGACAGCAUACGCUUCAAGUCCGAGUUUUCAUAGGAAGGAUGAUUACGAAUCGAGUUACACAACGAAAUCUCAUUUCGAAACGUCCAAGAAGCAAGAUGAUUUCUCCAAUAAAAUGCAAUCUAUACGUUUGCAAGAUUCCCGAAGCCCUGCGAUGGGAUCUCAUUUCGAAUCGUCCAAGAAGCAUGAUGAUUUCUCUAAUAAAAUGCAAUCUAUACGUUUGCAAGAAUCCCGAAGCCCCGCGAUGGGAUCUCAUUUCGAAUCGUCCAAGAAGCAGGAUGAUUUCUCUAAUAAAAUACAAUCUAUACGUUUGCAAGAAUCCCGAAGCCCCGCGAUGGGAUCUCAUUUCGAAUCGUCCAAAAAGCAGGAUGAUUUCUCUAAUAAAAUGCAAUCGAUACGUUUGCAAGAAUCCCGAAGCCCCGCUAUGGAUCGUCGCAGUCCAGACGUUAAUUAUUCUACAUCUAAAUAUAAUCGAAGCAUCGUCGAGAGUCGCAGCUACAACAGCAGUUUCGAUAGCGUAGAUACAUCGCCGGUAAUUAAAAUUAAUGAUCGAAGCACAACAAGGCGAGAUUCCUGGGAUGCCUUAAAGAAGACGAGCAAUAUCUUAUCAGAAAGGAGUCUGGAAUCGUUGGCUAAUUUGAAUGAGAGCCAGCUAGAUACGCAGCGCGUGCACAAAUUGCAGACGUACAAUCAGAACGAGAGUCAAUUGGAUUCGCAGCGUGUUCAUAAAUCGCAGAGUUAUACCCAGAAGGUUGAUAACUACGGUUUCAGGAGUUUAGGUAAAGGCGGAGCAAGUGCUGUUAAGGUUCAACCCGUGCCGGAUGGAACACUUGGACAACCUGUAGAAUUUGAAAUUGAUGGGAGCGGCGCUGGUUCUGGAGAUUUGGAGAUUCUCGUUGAAGGCGGUAAGGUAACAUCAAGUGUUCGUAGUUUGGGUGGGCAGAGAUUCAAGGCUGCCUUUACACCACAUCAGGCUUUGCCACAUAGGGUAGACAUUCGAUUUAAUGGUGAAACUGUCCCAGGUAGUCCGUGGCACGUAAACAUAAUGUCUACAUCGAAUUUGUCGGUUCUGGGCGAAUCUACCAGAUUGGUGCCAGCCAAUACCGCGGCCGUUUUCGAAAUCAUCACCAGCGGAAAUACCGCUCCGGACGAUCUGAGUGUGCACGUAAUAUCUCCGAGCAAAAGGGCUGUGCAGGCUCGCGUUUUGCCUGGGAACAGAUCCGGAGUGCAAAGUGUUGAAUUUGUGCCUACCGAAGUCGGAACUCACAUUGUUGAGGUACACGUGAACGGAGAGAAACUCCCUAGUGGUCCUCUCAUCGCCAAAGUGUACGAUGCUGGACUCAUACAAGUAGCCGAUGUUAGUGGUGGAGUCGUUGGACAACCUGUCCAAUUCAGAGUUGAUGCCAGCCAAGCGGGCGAAGGACAAUUGGAGAUAUCCAUAAACGAAGGAGAAGUACCCAACCAUGUCCAGGUUGUCGGCGGAGGUCGUUGCUUGGUAUCGUUUACGCCCGACCAUGCAAAACCCCAUCUUAUCGAUAUCAAAUUUAACGGAGAAACGGUCCGAGGAUGUCCGUUUGUAUGCUCCGUAACGGACACGAGCAGGGUGAUACUGAGCCUAUCUCACCUGGAGCUGAUUCCCGUGAAUCAACCCAGCUCGUUCCAUAUGGGCGUUGCUGGGGGUGGCGCUGCAGAAUUGGCAGUCGCCGUGAGAGGACCGAUCGGAGAACUUCCUGUAAAAGUUACCGGUGAUAUACACUCCGGGUUCACGGCGGAAUUCACGCCGAACCAAGUCGGAGCCCACCAAAUUAACGUGGAUUAUAACGGAAGGCCCGUACAAGGAACGCCGUUCAUAGCGAAAGCCUUCGACUCGACCCGUGUGACCGUCGGACACGUGGCCAGAGGAACGGUGGGACGACCGGUAACCUUCUCUGUAGAUGCGAGCGAAGCGGGAGAAGGAAAUUUGGAAAUUACCAUUUCCGCCCGAGGGUUGAACAUACCCACACAAGUGCACCCUCAGGGCAAUGCGAAAUUCGCCGUGAGCUUCGUGCCGGCAGAAGCAUGCGAUCACGUAGUUAAUGUAGCCUUCAACAAGAGGCCCGUAGUUGGGUGUCCUCUGAUCGUGGGAGUUGGAGGAGGCGGUGCUGGACCAAGCGUCACGCUGCCGGGUCCCGGACCCGUGCACAGACCCAGCACACUUCUAAUUAAUCAUCCGGGACGAUUAGAAGACAUUGAAGUCAAUGUUGAGGGCCCCGGAGGUCAAUCGGUGCCCACCCAAGUCCAACCAUUGGGCAACGCUCAGUUUCGCGCUGAGUUCGUACCCAGGGUCGUCGGAGAGCAUCGGAUAAACGUCAGCGUCAAUGGAAUACCUACUGCCGGUAGUCCGUACGCAGCCAAAGUUUACGACGUUCAAGCUAUCAAAGUCAAAGAAGCCGCAACUGGAGUCGUCGGAAAACCGGUCACAUUCCUAGUUGAAACUAGCCAAGCUGGACCUGGCAAUCUAGAGGUGACCGUAAACGGUGGAAGAGUUCCAACAUCAGCCCAAGCUCAAGGACCACACACGUACGCUAUUUCCUUCACACCGCGCGAAGCCACUGCCCAUUCAGUUGAUUUGCGAUUCAAUGGACAGGAUGUUCCAGGAAGUCCUUUCAAAUGCGUCGUUACUCCUGCAGCCAGAAUCAUCACACCGGAAUCAAUGGAUAAAGUAUCCGUUGGUAGAGCCUGUCUCUUUGCAGUCGAGAGUCCCAAUGCUCCGGUCGUUGAAGUAUUGGGUCCGGCUCGAAGAUCACUACCCACUCAAAUUACUCCACAAGCUGAAACACCUGGAAAGUUUGAUAUAUCAUUCACACCGGUGGACGUUGGCGAUCAUAGCGUCGAAGUUCGUUUACCAAGAGGUCACAUCGAAGGAAGUCCAUUUUUGGUUAAAGCUUAUGAUGCGAAUCGAGUCAGUGUUACGGAUAUUAACGAUGGCGUAGUCGGAAAGCCUGUCUCGUUCAGCAUAAAUGCAUCUCAGGCAGGCGCGGGUAAUUUGGAGAUCAUCGUAGCCGUCGGAGGUCGAAACGUACCCAACUUUGUUCAAAGCGAAGGAAACGCUCGUUUCAAAGUUAAUUUCAAACCUACGGAAGCCGCCGUCCAUACUCUGAGCGUCAGGUUUAACGGACAAGCAGUUCCUGGAUCACCUUUUAGCUGUAAAGUGAGUCCAGGCAAUACGCAACCAAGAGUUCCGGUCACCGGAAAUGGUAUCGAGUUGGCAGCUGUCGGACAUCCAGCUGAAAUAAAGAUCGAAGGAGUGGCUGGAGCUGAGCCACAGGUCAUCACAACGGCACCAACUGGCAAGAUUAUGCAAACUAAAGUCACUUCUAACGAAGAUGUAUAUAUGGCAAUAUUUGUACCUGAAAUGGUUGGUCGUCAUAGCGUUGCUAUUUUAAUUAAUGAUCAGCACGUUAUCGGUUCACCGUUUAACUGCAAUGUUUACGACGUCAAUAAAGUUAUCGUUUCUGGAUUACCUGGUCGUAAAAAUGAAAUUACUAGAGCACUCAACGAGAUGUCUUUAAAUGAUAUUGGUCCAGCUGAAGUCGGAAAACCCGUUACCUUUAGCGUGGACGCCGCUCAAGCUGGUGAAGGAACUUUAGAGCUUGUUGUAUCCACACAGCAUACGACUAUUAAAGCGGAAGUUGUUGCUUGCGCCAGAGGUCUUUACGAUGUUACAUUUGUACCUCAAACCAGUGACGAUCAUUUCGUAAAUAUUACAUUUAACGAUAUGAACGUUAUCGGUAGUCCAUUCCAUUGCUCCGUCAUUGAGUCUACUCAAUAUCUGCAAAUUGGAUCCAUAAAUUACUUCGAUAUACCUCCAGAUCAUCGACUGGAAAUAAUAGAUUCCAAUAACCAUCCUGUUAAAUAUACCGUGAAUAAUAGCAAAGCAGAAUUUUCUGUUACACAAACUGGAACUUACCAACUUCAAUUGCUGAAGAGCAAUAAUUUAAUCAGUUCAAGAACUUUACACGUAUUUGAUACAAGUAAAAUAGAUGUUAUCAAUGCCCCAGAGGCGGUUUGCCACAGGCCUGCCGUUGUAGGCGUUAGCAUAAACAAAGUUGGUCCUGGUAAACUUACGGCGAGCGUUAAAGUCGGAAGCAAAGAAAUAGCUCACAGUGUUAGACAAAGCGGAACUAACGUGAACAUGUGGGAAAUCGUAUUUCAUCCAAUUCAUGCAGCACCUCACAGAGUAACCUUAUUCUAUAAUGGUGUACCAAAACAUGGUGUACUUGAGAUUCCUGUAAAAGCACCUGGUUCGGAGCCUUGGGCAGGUGGUUUGGGUUUGUAUCAAUCUCGUGUCGGGAAGGUUACAUCCUUUAAUAUCGAUACUUUGGGGCGGUCUGCUCGUGAAUUUGAUGUAGUCGUGAGCGGGCCAACUGGCUCUGCGGUACCUGUUAGAUGUUACCAAACAAAAACUGGAAAAUUGCAAGCCGAGUUCACGGCAAGGGAUGUUGGAUCACACACUGUUGAAGUUCUUCACCAAGCUAAAAGCGUAGCUGGUAGUCCUUUUACUUGCCAAGCUUACGACAGUGAUUGCGUUCGAGUAAUUGAUAUUCCAAGCACUCAAGGAAAUGUUGGUGAAAGGAUCACAUUCAAUGUAACGACAAAAAAUGCCGGAACUGCGGACUUGGAAGUUAUAGUUACAAAUCCUAUUGGUCAAACGAUAUCUGUUCAAAAUACAAUGGUUUCCGACGAUACUACGCAAGUAUCUUUUCUUCCUUCCAUGGCUGGAUUAUAUCAAGUGGCUAUUACCUAUGGUGGUGUUCCGGUUAAGAACUCUCCAUUGGCUUUGGGUGUUGGUGCUAUUGGUCCAACUCCGCCGCCAAGAGCAGUUGGUAAAGGUCUUGAGAGUGCUAUCGUGGGAGAACGGACAAGUUUUACUGUUAGUAGCGUAAUUCAACCAAGAGUACAAGUUGAGGCAAUUGAAGGACUAUUAGAUUCGCACGUGCAAAGUCCGAAACCUGGGGAAUACAUCGUUUCUUACACUCCGAAGUGGGUUGGAGUUUAUGAUAUAAUAAUUAACAUUGGACCAACAGAUUUACCUGGUUCUCCAUUCAGACCGACGAUUAUCGAUCCUUCAGCUGUGCGUUUAAUUGGUGGAUGGAAUCAAUACUUGGAUGAAUCUGGUAGAAUAAAGUUACCAGCAAAACUAGUUUUCGAUAUAAGCAAUGCUGGUCCAGGUAGUUUGGAAUGUAAAAUUUCCGGUAGAAAAAUAUCUAGUGAAAAGAACGGAAAUCGUAUUAAAUUUGAUGUGACAACUGAAGGUUUGAAUUCGGGCGAGACUGAUUUUGAUGUAAAAUUUGCUAAUAUAGGAUUACCUGAAACGCCAAAUACUGCGAUAGCUCUUGGAGCUCAAGUUGUCUUAACAGGAAAAGGUUUGGCACAAGCACAGUGCGGAGAACAAGCAGUAUUCAAUAUAGAUGGAUCGAAAGCAACAUCGGGCAAUCCGGAAGUAACGCUACAUGCUGUUGAUACAAAUCUCCCAAUUCCUGUAAUGCUGAGCUUAGCUGGAGAUAAAAUUUGGAGAUCUACAUAUACCAUCAAUAAUCCUGGAAAUUAUCUUUUGUCUGUAUUAUGGGGUGGUCGACCCGUUAAAGGUUGUCCAUUAAUGGUGGAAGCGAAGGGUGGCGCUGACGCUUCGAAAGUUCUUUGCUCCGGGGAAGGACUCAGGCAAGGCGUAGUUGGUAGAGAAAUAAGAUCCUGGAUUGAUACAAGACGGGCCGGACCUGGAGAAUUAACAGCACAUUGCACAGGUCCAAGAAAAGUAGCUUAUUGCGAAUUGUACGAUCAUGGUGAUGCAACAUUUACAUUAAACGUAAAGCCACAAGAGGCAGGACGUCAUGCCCUAACUGUUAAGUAUGCAGGCCAACAUGUACCUGGAUCACCAUUUACAUUGAAAGUCGCUGGUGCACCUGACCCUAGCAAAGUUAGAGUUUAUGGGCCUGGCGUUGAGCACGGUGUCUUGGCUACAUUCCAAUCGAGAUUUAUUUGUGAUACGAGAGGUGCGGGUGCUGGACAACUGACCGUCAGGGUUAGAGGACCGAAGGGUGCUUUCAGAGUCGAGAUGCAAAGAGAAAGUCAAAAAGAUCGAACCAUUUUAUGCAAAUAUGAUCCAACGGAACCUGGGGACUACCGCGUCGAAGUGAAAUGGGCGAACGAACUUGUACCUGGCUCACCUUUCCACGUAAUGAUUUUUGACACCCAAGAAGAAUUAAGAAGAUAUAUCAAUACCAUGUAAAUUAUUUUAAUUGAUACGUUAUUUUUUUAUAUAGUGUAUAAACCUAUAUCAUAGAAUUGUUACAUUCCACGGUAUAUGGGACUGGUUAUAUAAUAUAUUUUAUUUAUAUGUUGCUAACACUUUCUUUUUAAGUUAAUGAUUCGUCCAUAAUCAA